AUGACGACUCUAUCUCUUAACGAAGUUGACAAUCGCGUUCAGGGUCGGCUUGCCCUAGUCACAGGAGCGAGUGGCGGGAUAGGCUCCGGGUGCGCCAAGGGUCUGGCAGCAGACGGUUGCGAUGUAGCCCUGCACUACUCGUCGAGCAAGGACAAAGCAGAGGCGCUGGCGUCGGAGCUCAAAGCGCUGUACCCGGCGCAGCUCUUCGUGACCGUGUCGGCGGAUCUGACCUCGCGCGAGGCCACGCGGGCUCUCGUGCCCAAUCUGCUGGCGCUGCCCGACGUCGUCGCAGCCAAGCACACGGCCGUGUCGAUUCUCGUCGCCAACGCCGGGCUAGGCCGGCGCAUCCGCGACCCCAAGGACAUUGAAGAGUCCGACUGGGACGAGAUCAUGGAGGUGAAUGCGCGCAGCCAGUUUGUCGUGACCCGGGCGGCGCUGCAGGGCAUGCGCGCGCAGGGCUGGGGCCGCGUCAUUCUGAUCGGCAGCAUCGCGGGCCACGGCGGCGGCAUCAACGGCUGCCACUACGCCGCGUCCAAGGGCGCGCUGUGCUCCAUGGGCAAGAAUCUGGCGACGGUGCUGGCCGCAGAGGGCAUCACGGUCAAUAUUGUGUCGCCGGCCAUGAUUGGGGCGACGGGAAUGAUUCCAACGCCAAAGUCAAGGACCUGGACAAAGGGUACGGAUAUCGAUGCGCUCAAAGAGCAGGACCCGGGUUUGGGCAUUGCAGCGAGUGUGCCAGUUCACCGCCUUGGGCUUCCAGAAGAAGUGGCCAGUGUUGUCUCAAUAGAUUCUACCGGUUCGCCUGGUACGCCGCCGUGUCAGCGCUGCAUAGAAGAGAAGCGCGAAUGCGUGCUCGCUACAUCGCGGCGUGGAGGCCGUCGUGUCCGCAAGAAGAGGCCGCUCGACGAGUCUGGAGCCCGCACCGCAACGGACGUAAGCAGCGUCAGCAUGGGCGGCGGUCCGCUGCACACGCCGGUGCGGCAGCCGGCGAUGCGCGAUGGCCACGGCAUCGAUGCCUGGCCGCACGGUGGCCCCGCGCAGCAACAGGAUCCAUCCUGGACAGGCGACGGCUCUGCAUCCCGGACCGACGCCUCGCAGUCGGCCUCGCGUCGGAGCUCAGUCGUCCUCGACGGCCAUCUUGCAUCCGCUGACUUGCUAAACCCCUCGGAUGCGCUCGACUUGUUGGCGCAGGUGGCCGACUUGGAACCUGGACACAGCGACAAAGACGCCAUGCCAGUGCGGACAGCAAAUUCAAGGCAGCCGUCUCGUGAUCUAAAUCUACGAUAUCCGCCCAUAUCCGAUGGCGCGCUGGGCUUUGCCGACGCUGCGGCCUUGAUUCAGCAUUACCACGAAAAUUUUCAUCCCUUUUUUCCCGUCGUGUAUAAGUCCAUCUUCGACGGCCACAUCUCAGACUGGAUCGAAAAGGAACCUCACGUACUCACAGCAGUCCUCACCGUCGCAUCCAAAGAAGAGCCUUCGUGGCAGAGAGCCCACGAGGCCUGCUCGCGACACAUGGAAAGCCUCCUGUCACCGCUCAUCUACGGCGGCGUCACCACAGUCGGAGCCGUGGAGGCGCUGCUAAUCCUUGCCGAAUGGGCGCCUCAGCCACCGCACGAGAUAUCUUCUAUUGGCUGCGGCAAAGAAGACUACGGUGCCUGGAUGUUGGUGGGCGUUGCUAUACGGCUUGGCUACCUGCAGAGACUGGAACAGACGGGCUUGCAAGACCCUCCAGAUAGUCAAUCAGAGAGCUUCAGUCGCAAAAAGAUUGCCUGGGCCGCAUGCUACAUGAGUGAUCGCCAAGUUUCAAUACGCCUUGGAAAAGGAUUCUGGUCUCGAGGGCCAGGUCCAGCAUCGAAUCUACGUGCCGUCGAUUUUCCUUCGCUACAGUUGCAGCACCUAGGGCCUGAUAAUAUGGGGCUCCUAUUUCAGGCGCAGCUCGAACUGACUCAGCUGUUCAGCAAUGCUCAUGAUAUUCUAUACUCUUCGACCAGCCAUCGCGAACAAUUGUACGUCGGUGGUGAAUAUGUUCGGUAUAUUGACGACUUUGCUGCUGUUUUGAGAAAGUGGAAGAUGACAUGGGGAAGCUUCAGCUUCACGCCGCACGUCAAGGCCUCUUUGAUACUAUCAUACGACUUUUUGCGCCUGUAUAUAAAUGCCUUUGCAUUCCAGGCGACCAUGAACAGAGCUGCAGCAAAGACACGCAAAGCAAACAAGAGCCACAUCACAGGUCCGCUAUUUGCAGACUUGGCCGCAGCACCGGAUGCCCGGUUCAUUUACGAGUCGAUUGACGCUGCCAACUCUCUUCUCAGCAUCCUCAACAGCUUCAUCGACCCGGUUGCAGGCUUAAAGUAUAUGCCGCUCAAGUAUUCGCUGUUUGUGAUUUAUGCUGCCGUUUUUCUCUUCAAGGCUUGGAGCGCGGGUGCGAUUAGCAAUGAAGGCAUCACUGGGAUGAGGCGCGCCAUUCUCGGAACCAUUGCGCAGCUGCAAAAGACGUCGACCAGUACGCAGAGCAUUGGACACCGAUAUGCGCGAUCGUUGCGCCUGCUGUGGAGGAAACGACCAACCAAGCGGGGCUCGAAGCACGACAACAACCAGACGUCUCAGCCCGCGCCGAAUGUUCCUCCAGAGCAUUCGAUGUCCGGACCUCACGGCAAUUUUGACGGCGGCUUGCAAGGGGGGAUUGAAUUGGAUGCGUUGAAUGGGUUCUCAUGGCGAGAUUUAGACUCGCUGGGGCAGUACAUCUCCAACGAUGCGUCCAUUCAUACCACGGACGGCGUAUUGACCACGCCUGAAUUCGAUUCAGAGCAUGGCGCGAAUCCUGUCGAGGGGCUGCCAGUUGACUUUGGAUAUCAAAACAUGUGGAGUGGUGGUGAUAUAAUUUUUUAG
Beauveria bassiana ARSEF 2860 is the source of this 2883-nucleotide messenger RNA. RefSeq names its product fungal specific transcription factor. The transcript has 11 exons. Gene Ontology annotation, molecular function: zinc ion binding; DNA binding; oxidoreductase activity. Gene Ontology annotation, cellular component: nucleus. The record is from RefSeq and is a predicted model, not a curated record. The coding region runs from base 1 to 2883 and encodes 960 amino acids. NCBI's taxonomy places the organism in Eukaryota, Fungi, Ascomycota, Sordariomycetes, Hypocreales, Cordycipitaceae. Gene Ontology annotation, biological process: DNA-templated transcription.